Messenger RNA from Cucurbitaria berberidis CBS 394.84, 923 nucleotides. RefSeq lists its product as uncharacterized. The transcript has 2 exons. Bases 221 to 640 code for a protein of 139 amino acids. The record is from RefSeq and is a predicted model, not a curated record. NCBI's taxonomy places the organism in Eukaryota, Fungi, Ascomycota, Dothideomycetes, Pleosporales, Cucurbitariaceae.
GCUUGCCAGCGUCAGCGAGCGUUCACUCCCCGCUGCCUUUCAUCGCUCUCUUGACCUUUACCUAUAGCGUUUAUUAAUACACAUCCGCUCGCUGCUUCGCUUCUACAUUUGCACAAUCGAUCGCAUCGCAGCAUAUUGCGCUUCGCACCAUACCGCAUUCCCGCGAUCUCGAUAACUCGAACAAGUAGCGCACGCGAGGCUACUCUCUCAUCUACACACAAUGUUCUGCUUACGGAGCUGGAUACCAGUUCUGUUCUUUCUAUUACGAACUCACGCCUCCCCCGUCUAUCUCGUCCUCUUUAUCAGCGCAACAUAUUUUCUCAACCGCCCAUGUGUAUACUGCUCGCUCCUACUAUUCAUCCUCGUUGUCGCGCUCUUCGAUUUCCAUACGCCGUGGUUUGAUCCGCCACUUCCGUCAGAUACUACAGAAUUGGCUUUGAACGGCACGUCAGCUGGGAUAGUGGAGGCUGUAGGGGUGCUUACGCAGGCGGCGAAUCAUACUGCGCAAGCGGUAGUGAAGGGUGCGAUAGAGGGCUUAAAAGAGAAGACGAGUGCAGGACAGAGUUAUGAAUGGGUAAAGGGCCUGUUGGGGAAGAAGGAGUGGCGGAUACAGUGUCUAGACGUGCUGAUUCGGGUUUGAGUGCGUCGCAUGAUCAUAAGAGGAGGGAAACUUCGGCUUUGGUAAUGUGUGAAUCACAAGGCGUCUUUGGUGUUCAGGCUGGAGGGGAGUAAACGACUAUGUCGUGUGGCUGGCGCCUGGUCUUUGAGCAUCUGCACGGCGUACAGGAAAUACCACUUUCGAAUACUCUUCUCUUUGAGCCCACCUUUCCCAACAUGUGCGUCCUGGUGUCUCUCGAGGGGGUAAUAUGGGGUGAGAUAGGAUACAACACCGACAUAUCACAUGGGAAUACGUAGUUGCCGAG